AUGGCCUGGGGCAGCAUCGAGGGCAGCCAACUGCUGGGCCUGGUUGCUGCUGCUCAUGGGGAAAUGGAAGAGUUAGAAACCCUCUGGCUGACGGGUAUUUGCCACAAUGAGAAGAACGAAGUCAUGAGCAGCCAGCUGGACAUCGACAACAUGGCUGGGGUGUUUUACAUGCUGGCGGCAGCCAUGGCGCUCAGUUUAAUCACCUUUGUCUGGGAGCACUUAUUUUACUGGAAACUUCGAUUCUGCUUCACUGGAGUCUGCUCAGAUCGGCCAGGACUGCUGUUCUCCAUCAGCAGGGGUAUUUACAGCUGCAUUCACGGAGUACACAUUGAAGAAAAGAAGAAGUCUCCUGACUUUACUUUGACCAAUUCCCAAACCAACAUGCUAAAACUGCUGCGAACAGCGAAAAAUAUGACCAAUAUCAAUCCUUCAAGAAUUAACUCCCCCAAAAGAACAGCUGAUUUUAUUCAGAGGGGCUCCCUGAUUAUGGAUAUGGUCAUGGAUAAGGGAAACUUGAUAUUUUCUGAUAAUAGAUCCUUUCAGACUAAGGACAACUUUUUUGGUGACAACAUGAGUGAAUUGCAAACACUUCCUGGUAAUCGACACAAGGACAAUCUUAACAACUAUGUUUUCCAAGGUCAGCAUCCUCUCACACUGAAUGAGUCCAAUCCAAAUACAGUAGAGGUUGCAGUAACAACAGAAGCAAAAGCGAACUCCAGACCCAGGCAGCUUUGGAGAAAAUCUGUUGAAUCUUUACGUCAAGAAUCUGUCCGUCAGAGCCAAGGCUCCCAGAGAGAAAACGGGUCCGAUGAAAACAGGCAGCUUUCGCUGAAAAGCCAAAGAUACCUUCCCGAAGAGAUUGUCCAUUCAGAUGUAUCAGAGACAUCCAGCCGAGCUACCUGCCAUAUGGAACCUGAAAACAACAACAAGCAUCACAAAACCAAGGACAAUUUUAAAAAAAGGACAGGAGCAUCGAAAUACCCAAAAGACUGUAGUGAAGUGGAGCUGACAUAUCUGAAAACCAAACAGAGCUCUCCACGGGAUAAAAUCUACACGAUUGAUGCUGACAAGGGGCCAGGAUUCCACUUGGACACACCUCAGUACAUCGAAAACAUUGUCCUUCCAGAAACUAUAGAGCUCCCUGAUGUUUAUCAAGAUCACAAUGACAACUACAGGAAAGCGGAGCACGCUAACAGGACUCCCUUGCAUAAUGAAGACAGUCUUCCAAAUAAUGACCAGUAUAAACUUUAUGCAAAGCACUACACUUUAAAAGAUAAAAAUGCUUCCCUAGGUGACAUGAACGAUAGAUACAGACAGAAUUCCACCCACUGCAGGAGCUGUCUGUCCAAUGUGCCCACUUAUGCGGGACACUAUUCGAGCAGAUCUCCCUAUAAAUGUGAUGCAUGCUUGCGGAUGGGUAACCUCUACGAUAUUGAAGAAGAUCAGAUGCUGCAGGAUACAACGAACUUAUCACUUCCCGAAGAAAUCUAUGAGCACAGUUGGUCACAAAAUAAUGCUCUGCAAUAUCAUAAAAAAAAUAAGUUGAGGAUUAGCAGGCAACAUUCUUUUGAUAAUAUCGCUGACAAGUCCAGGGAAAUUGAUCUUGGAAGACCUUCUCGUAGUAUAAGCUUGAAAGAAAGAGAGAAAUUUCUACAAAGUAGUCCAUAUGCAAGCAUGUUUAGUGUUCCCUCAAGCAAACUUUUGGGCAACAAGGCCUCACUUUUAACUCAUGCUCUCGAGGACAGUAAGCGGAGCAAGUCCCUGUAUCCUGUUCACUCGGACGACAAUCCCUUUCUGCACCCGUAUCGCGAGGACCAGCACUUAUCUCUUAGGCGAAGUCCAGCUGAUCUCUAUAAACAUUCAUUGCCAACAAGAGGAAGACAUGAUAAUUAUUUAAGGUCAUCCAUAAAGUCUACAGCAUCAUACUGUUCCAGGGAUGGUCGGAUCCAUAAUGACAUGUACAUUUCAGAGCAUGUUUUGCCUUACGUUGCAAAUAGGAAUAGCUUGUACUCAACUCCAAGGGUUUUAAAUUCCUGUAGCAAUAGACGUGUGUAUAAGAAAAUGCCUAGCAUUGAAUCAGAUGUUUAA
Molecule: messenger RNA, 2088 nt
Organism: Mesitornis unicolor (brown roatelo)
Lineage: Eukaryota; Metazoa; Chordata; Aves; Mesitornithiformes; Mesitornithidae
Product: glutamate receptor ionotropic, NMDA 2A-like
Exons: 3
Coding region: 1-2088 (695 amino acids)
Source: RefSeq, a predicted model, not a curated record